UUUAUUCAACCUUGGACAGUCAUUCUGCCGACAGAGAAAAUCGGUGUGUAUCCUUGUGAAUUCAGUACGUGGGUCGGGCUGCGAUCAGUCAGCAUUCUUCAGUUGUUCCUUCGGUUUGUCAACCUCGCGACGAGACACCAGCGUAAAACAAAAAGCGACGAUGUCAUUCCACAAGUUAAGCAUCGAUCAAGUUGAUUUAGCCGGCAAGAGAGUGCUGAUGCGAGUCGACUUCAAUGUGCCGAUGAAAGAUGGGAAAAUUACCAACAAGCAGCGAAUCGUCGCUGCUGUCGACUCGGUCAAGUACGCUUUGGAGAAGAAUGCCAAGUCCGUUGUAAUGAUGUGCCAUUUGGGGCGACCGGAUGGCACAAGGAACAUGAAAUACACCCUGGCACCCGUUGUCCCUGAGCUCAAGGCUCUGCUAGGCAAAGACAUCACCUUCUUGGACGACUGUGUCGGUCCCGAGGUUGAAAAGGUCUGUGCCGAUCCAGCGCCAGGAUCUUUGAUUUUGCUGGAGAACUUGAGAUUCCACAUCGAGGAAGAGGGCAAGGGUGUUGGGCCUGACGGGACCAAGAUCAAGGCUGACAAAGAGAAAGUUGCGGCGUUUAGAGCAUCCCUGCGAAAACUUGGAGACGUUUACGUUAACGAUGCUUUUGGAACGGCUCAUCGUGCUCAUAGUUCGAUGCUAGGCGAGGGCUUUGACGUUAGAGCCAGUGGUUUCACAUUGAAGAAGGAAUUGCAGUACUUUGCUAAAGCACUGGAUAACCCGGAUAAACCGCUGCUGGCCAUACUUGGGGGAGCCAAAGUAGCGGAUAAAAUUCAAUUGAUCAAUAACCUGCUGGACAAGGUUGACGAAAUGGUCAUUGGUGGUGGAAUGGCAUUCACAUUUUUGAAAGUCACCAAAAACAUGAAGAUUGGCGCUUCUCUCUUUGACGAAGAAGGUGCGAAAAUCGUUAACGACCUUCUUGAAAAAGCGAAAAAAAAUAAUGUACAAGUACAUUUACCUGUGGAUUUCCUGACGGGUGAUAAAUUUGCUGAAAACGCAACCGUCGGAACUGCUGAUGUCGAAACAGGCAUUGCUGAUGGCCUUUUGGGUCUCGAUAUUGGUCCUAAAUCGCAGGCUAUAUUUGCUGAACCUCUGAAGCGAGCAAAGGUAAUCGUGUGGAACGGUCCUGCAGGAGUCUUCGAGUUUGAAAACUUCAGUAAAGGUACAAAGAGUCUGAUGGACGGUGUAGUUGCUGCAACACAGCGUGGAGCAAUCACAAUAAUCGGCGGUGGUGAUACAGCUACUUGCGCAGCAAAAUGGCAAACAGAAGAUAAAGUUAGCCACGUCAGUACUGGCGGUGGCGCCAGCUUGGAGCUUCUGGAAGGCAAAGUCUUGCCAGGAGUUGCGGCUCUUUCUGAUGCCCCAUAAAUGAGAAAAAAAGGUUCCUGUACGUUUCACAAACUCUUGACUUCUCGGAGCAGAUGAGCACUGUUUAAACCACUAUGUGUAUCAAGAAUAUCAUUUCCUGAAACGUGACAUUAAGAUUUAGUUGUACGUAAUCUCUUUAGAUGUCACGUUUUAUCUCUGUAAGAAUAUUGUACCAAAAUGUAUCAUGUUGUUAUUUAAUAAAAGUUAUCAAUUCUAAUU
Messenger RNA from Diprion similis, 1630 nucleotides. It is a transcript of the gene Pgk, whose product is annotated as phosphoglycerate kinase. NCBI's taxonomy places the organism in Eukaryota, Metazoa, Arthropoda, Insecta, Hymenoptera, Diprionidae. The record is from RefSeq and is a predicted model, not a curated record. Gene Ontology annotation, molecular function: phosphoglycerate kinase activity; ATP binding; ADP binding. The transcript is spliced from 6 exons. Gene Ontology annotation, cellular component: cytosol. The coding region runs from base 161 to 1411 and encodes 416 amino acids. Gene Ontology annotation, biological process: gluconeogenesis; glycolytic process.